Messenger RNA from Plasmopara halstedii, 165 nucleotides. RefSeq lists its product as uncharacterized. The coding region runs from base 1 to 165 and encodes 54 amino acids. The transcript is spliced from 2 exons. NCBI's taxonomy places the organism in Eukaryota, Oomycota, Peronosporomycetes, Peronosporales, Peronosporaceae. The record is from RefSeq and is a predicted model, not a curated record.
AUGCAUACUGAAUACGAUAGGGUUGUCUUUGUUGUACUGCAGUACGUCAUGUCAGGAAUAGGCGGUCAAAACGGAGCGGACAAUGUAAAAAAUGAAGUAUUCUACUUCACAGAUUCUACUUCACAGUCCCUUCGUAUUCCAACGGAAGUGAGUCUAGUGCUCUGA